AUGAAUUCAUUUAUUAUCAUUAUUCUACUGUCAAUACUAUUUUUCAAUGUAUCAUCACAUUUAUUGCAUAAAAGAAAUAAUGCACACGAUAAAGCCAUCGCUCCAGCUUUAGCUAUGGAAGUACUUAUUGGACAGUCUGAACCACAAAUUUCUCAAUUGAAUGCUCUUCCAACUUUAGUAAAUUUCAAUGGAUAUCGGAAAAAACGGAAUAAUGCUUACGGAGACGAAGCUGUUCCUCCGGCAACAAAUGUGGCAAUAUCUAUGGAGGUACCUGUGGAACAAGCUCCAGCACAAAUUGAUCAAUCAUAUGGUGCUGCAGUUUCAGCUCUAGUAGAGGCUAGCGGAUAUCGGAAAAAACGAAAUAAUGCUUACGGAGACGAAGCUGUUCUUCCGGCAACAAAUGUGGCAAUAUCUAUGGAGGUACCUGUGGAACAAGCUCCAGCACAAAUUGAUCAAUCAUAUGGUGCUGCAGUUUCAGCUCUAGUAGAGGCUAGCGGAUAUCGGAAAAAACGAAAUAAUGCUUACGGAGACGAAGCUAUUCCUCCGGCAACAAACGUGGCAAUAUCUAUGGAGGUACCUGUGGAACAAGCUCCAGCACAAAUCGAUCAAUCACAUGGUACUGCAGUUUCACCUCUAGUAGAAGCUAGCGGAUAUCGGAAAAAGCGAAAUAAUGCUUACGGAGACGAAGCUGUUCCUCCAGCAACAAAUGUGGCAAUAUCUAUGGAGGUACCUGUGGAACAAGCUCCAGCACAAAUCGAUCAAUCACAUGGUACUGUAGUUUCACCUCUAGUAGAAGCUAGCGGAUAUCGGAAAAAGCGAAAUAAUGCUUACGGAGANGCAACAAAUGUGGCAAUAUCUAUGGAGGUACCUGUGGAACAAGCUCCAGCACAAAUCGAUCAAUCACAUGGUACUGUAGUUUCACCUCUAGUAGAAGCUAGCGGAUAUCGGAAAAAGCGAAAUAAUGCUUACGGAGACGAAGCUGUUCCUCCAGCAACAAAUGUGGCAAUAUCUAUGGAGGUACCUGUGGAACAAGCUCCAGCACAAAUCGAUCAAUCACAUGGUACUGUAGUUUCACCUCUAGUAGAAGCUAGCGGAUAUCGGAAAAAGCGAAAUAAUGCUUACGGAGACGAAGCUGUUCCUCCGGCAACAAAUGUGGCAAUAUCUAUGGAGGUACCUGUGGAACAAGCUCCAGCACAAAUCGAUCAAUCACAUGGUACUGUAGUUUCACCUCUAGUAGAAGCUAGCGGAUAUCAGAAAAAGCGAAAUAAUGCUUACGGAGACGAAGCUGUUCCUCCGGCAACAAAUGUGGCAAUAUCUAUGGAGGUACCUGUAGAACAAGCUCCAGCACAAAUUGAUCAGUCAUAUGGUGCCAUAACUGCAGUGGUAUCCAGCGGUUAUUAA
Cercopithifilaria johnstoni is the source of this 1401-nucleotide messenger RNA. NCBI's taxonomy places the organism in Eukaryota, Metazoa, Nematoda, Chromadorea, Rhabditida, Onchocercidae. The record is from the annotation of a GenBank genome assembly.